AUGGCCGACGCUGCUGUUCAAUUACCUUAUCUCUCAUCUCACUAUGCAAUUCCCGAAACGACGCUCACUACACUUACGCAGGCUCCGACUGUGGAGCUUGUCAAUCAACUUCUAGAAUCAAUCAACAAAAAGGCCCAUGAAUUCGACGAGCUCAAAUCUGAUAAGCUUCGCUUGGAGGUCGAGCUUGAGAAUGCUGUCCGCAGCAAUGAUUCUAAGCUGAAAGUUUUGAAGACCAGCGUGGAGAAGGGGCACGCGGAGGUCGCAGAUCUUAGAAAGAAACUCCACGAUGCUGAAACCACCCGCUCUUCACUUGAGACCGAAAUCGCGACACUUAAAUCGUCUUCCACAUCGAAUGAAUCCGAAACCACUACGCUCAAAUUGCGCAUCUCCUCUUUAGAGGCAUCCAACCGGGAUACAUUAGCCUUGCUUGAGUCCAAAUCCGCAGCUCAUGACAAGCUAGCUGAGGAGCUCUCGGUUCAACACAAGAAGACUAUCGAGCUCCGACGCGAACUCUCCGCUGCAGAGCAAAACCUCCAGAACUCGAAUGCGGUUUCUGCCAGUGCACGCUUCCGCGAACAAAAUCUUCAACAGGAACUUGAUCUCACUAAGAAAAACAACGAGUGGUUCGAGACUGAACUGAAGACAAAGUCUGCUGAAUACAUCAAGUUCCGCAAAGAAAAGGGUGCCCGGAUCUCCGAGCUGCAACGUGAGAAUGAAGAGGCAAACUCGACUAUUGAUUCUCUCAGGCGAAGUGAGAACUCACUCAAGAGCCGCCUUGACGAGACGGAGCAACGAUAUGAAGGCGCCCUGGCCAGCAUUCAUCAAUUGAAGGAAGAAGCUAUCCAAGCAACUGAAUCUUUCCGCAUCGAACUUGACAGCUCUAACCGACUCGCCGAACUGCAAGGCUCCUCUGCUCAGAUUGCCAAACAGCGCGUCCAAGAGUGCCAACUCGCCCUGGAGAAGACGAAAGAUGAUGCUGCGCAGGAAAUUGCACGCAUCCGCGUGGAACUGGAAACCGAGACCAACGACAAGGUGGCCGCGGAACGUAGGAUAGCCGAGCUUGAGGCGCUCGUUGCUCAGCUUGAAGCUGAACCAACCCGAGGCAGAUCAGCAAGUCCUGCACUCUCUAUCAAUGGAGGCGCACCCAGCACCCCGAUGCGAUCAAGCUUGAUACGGGCUGCGACUCCCAGUGGCACAUUCUCGCCUCGUUCUUCCCGUGGCGGAAAGGGUCUCAAUGUCACUCAGAUGUACUCCGAGUACGACCGCAUGCGGACCACUCUUGCGACCAAGCAGAAAGAAAACGAAGAACUCAAGCAUGCUCUCGAUGAAAUGUGCAUGGAACUUGAAUCAACCAGACCUGAAAUUGAGGAAGCACGUGCUGAGCAAACUCGCCUCGACCACGCAGUCGUGGAAAUGUCUACGCUCCUGGAAGUGGCUGGAAACGAACGUGAUGCCGCUCAAAAGGAGGCCCGCAAAUGGCAAGGUCAAGUCCAGGGUUUGGCACGCGAAGGCGAUAUUCUUCGCCAACAACUUCGAGAUCUCAGCGCAGAGGUCAAGGUCCUUGUUCUAGAGGUUGCCAUCGCCAAGCAUGGAGAAGACUACGAUCGCGAGGAACUAGAAAAGAUCGCUCGUGGUGAGGUGGAGGACUCUGCGAAGGAGCUAAAUGAAACUGGCCGAUUUAUCAGCCAGCAUCUCACAACCUUCAAGGAUCUGCACGAACUUCAAGAACAAAACCACACCCUCCGGCGUAUGUUACGCGAGCUCGGCGAUAAGCAGGAGGGUGAAGAGGCACAAGCGAAGGAAGCUGCUCGACAAGCAGAAAUUGAUGAGCUCAAGGAGCUUCGGACCCGCGCUCAGACCAACCGUGACGAGAUUGCAAACCUCAGCGCACAGAUGCAGAGUUACGUCAAGGAGCGUGAUACUUUCCGCAGCAUGCUAAUGCACAGAAAGCGGACUGAUGAUGAUCCUUCAGUCUUUUCUCAAUCUAUGCCCCUCGGUGCUGCCCCGGGCAGCAUCGAAAGCGCCGGGCCCGACUACGCCGAGCUUCUCCGUAAGGUCCAGACUCACUUUGAUACCUUCCGCGAGGAGACAACAACCGACCACAAGGCACUCCGGCAACAGGUCAACGAGCUGUCUAGAAAGAACAGCGAGUUACUUUCUGAUGUCAGCCGCGCGAGCAGUCAGCACGCCGCCGCGUCUCAGCGUGCAGAGCUUCUCCAGAGUAAUUUCAAUAUGUUGAAGACUGAAAACACCGAGCUUCAAAAACGCUACUCUGCUCUCUUUGAAACCGCGAACCGACAGGAUCUCCGCACACAACAAGCCGCUGAAGACCUCGUCGAGGCCAAGGGUCUAGUGGAGAGCCUCCAGAGAGAGAAUGCCAACCUGAAGGCGGAGAAAGACCUAUGGAAGAACAUUGAGAAGAGGCUUAUCGAUGAUACCGAAAACUUGCGUAAUGAACGAGCUCGUCUGGAUUCACUCAACGGUAAUCUCCAGACUAUACUCAACGAACGCGAGCACACAGAUUCCGAAAGCCGACGUCGCCUUCAAGCCAGCGUUGAGUCACUCGAAAGUGAACUGCAGACUACGAAACGCAAGUUGAACGACGAAGUUGAAGAAUCGAAAAAGGCAAACAUGCGACGCGAGUUUGACCACGAGCAAAGCCAGAAGCGUAUCGACGAUCUAGUAACAAGCCUAAGCUCUGUGCGCGAGGAGCUGGUGGCUGCCAAGACCACCCGUGAUCACCUUCAGUCUCGUGUAGAUGAGCUCGCUGUGGAGCUCAAGAGUGCUGAGGAACGUCUGCAAGUCUUCCAGGCCCGACCCAGCACCACGACCGAACCCUCUGCCGAGGGCGAGGAUGGUAUCGAUGGAUCUGGUCUCACUCGUGAGCAGGAACUUGGGAUUGAGGUUUCGGAGCUUAAGCGUGACUUGGAGUUGGCCAAGGGUGAACUCGAACAUGCGAAGCAAUUGGCUGAAGACUACCAGGCUAUCAGCCAAGCUAGUGAAGAGCGCCUGGAGUCUGCCACCGAAACACACGAGCAAUAUCGGGAAGAGACCGAUCGUCUUGUGGAAGAAAAGAACACAAAGAUCCAAGACCUCGAAACCCGUGUUGAAGAGAUCUCCGCUGAACUCUCUACUUCCAACAAUGACAUUUCCAAACUUCGCGAGGAACAAGCUGAGGCUCAACACCGCCUCGAGGAACAGAAAGCCAACUUUGAGUCUGAGCUUUCUCGCCUCAAGGAUGACAAUGAGCGACAUGUUGCCGCUACCCAAUACCACCAGGAAGACCUGAAGGCACAGGCCGAGAUCGCUCAACAUGCCCAGCAAAACUACGAAAGCGAGCUUGUGAAGCAUGCUGAGGCUGCCAAGAACCUGCAGAUUGUUCGCGCAGAGAGCAACCAGCUGAAGCUCGACAUUGCUGGGUUGAAGACACAGUGUGAAACCUACAAGACCGAUCUUUCUCAGAAGGAAGCAAGCUGGGCGGAGCAACGUGCCACCUACGAGGGUGAGCUUUCUGAGCUGCAGAAGCGCCGGGAGGAGGUUCUUCGACAAAACUCCGUUCUUCACACACAACUUGAAAACAUCACCAGCCAAAUUUCUAGCCUGCAGAAAGACCGAAUGAACAUUUCGGAUGACGAGCAGGACGGUGAACAGGCGGCUCCCAACCUUGAGGGCCUCCAGGAGGUCAUCAAGUUCUUGCGCCGCGAGAAAGAAAUUGUUGAGGUUCAAUACCAUCUUUCAACCCAGGAAAGCAAGCGCCUCAACCAGCAACUCGACUACACGCAGUCGCAGCUUGACGAGAGCCGUCUGAAGCUUGAGCAGCAGCGACGUGCAGCUGCUGACAGUGAUCACAACGCACUCAACCACAACAAGCUUUUGGAAACUAUCAAUGAACUCAACGUUUUCCGUGAGAGCAACGCUACUCUCAGAAACCAGCUCAAGCAAACAGAGGCCGCGCGCGACGAAAAGACCGCUCGUGUGAAUGAGCUGGUCCAGGAAAUCGAACCAUACAAGACCAGGAUCCACGAGCUCGAGAGCCAGCUUGAAGCCAAGGAUGGAGAAAUGCAGCUUCUGCAAGCCGACCGAGACCGUUACCAGCAACGUGUCCAAAAUAUUCUUCAAAAAUAUGACCGCGUCGACCCGACUGAGAUGCAGGAACUGAAGGAGAAGCUUACCAGCCUUGAGACCGAGCGAAGUGAGGUUAUUGCCGAACGUGAUGCCCUUCAGGCUAAGGUGUUGGCACUUGAGACUGAGGUCGCAGAAUUCCCAGAGAAGCAGCAGCAGCAAUAUACUGAACGCAUUCAAGAACUGCGGACCAAGCUUACUGAGCAGUUCAAGGCCCGUUCCAAGGAUCUCAGCGCGCGCACCAAAGCCAAGCAAGAGGAGUUGAAUGUGGUGCUACAGGAGAAGGGGGUCAUUCAAGCGGAGCUGCAAACUACGAAGGAAGAGUUGGAGGCUUUGAAAUCCAAGAUGGCCGAGGCGCCUGUGGCACCAUCGGCGCCCACGGAUGUGGAAAUGACACCAGCGCCGGCUGCCACUACCACUGAGGUUCCUACUGAAGCUACUUCUGUGAACCCUACACCUGCUUCCCAAUUCCCAACAGCGACGGUCUCAGUCGCCAGUCCUGCCAACGCACAACAAAUUCAGGUUCUUGAGCAAAAGAUCCAGCGACUCGAAGCUGCCCUUGCUGAAAAGGAUGGUCUGCUGGCUGCACAGGCUAGUGAGCAAGAUGCGAAGGUCAAGGAGCGUGCCGACCGUGUUAAGGAGAUGUACAACACCAAGCUGAAUGAGCUGAAAGCUGCCCACCGCCAAGAAAUUGAGAAGUUGUCUGCUGGGGAACAGCCUGUCCCUGGAACACCGGGUGUGGCUCCCGAUGCUACUCCAGCAACCCCAUCCAAGACCAUCGAGCUGGCUGGCUUCACUAUUCCCGACCUCACAGAUGCUCAAGCCAGGGAGCUGGUUGCGAAGCAUGAGACCAUUCGGAACAUCGUCAGGAGUAACAUUCUUGGUGGAAUUAAGCGCGAACGCGAGAAGGCCCAACAAGAGGCCCAAGUCACAAGUGGUGUCAACCAAGAAGCACUGGCAGGCCUGGAGAAAAAGUCGAUCGAGGAGAAGGAAGCAUUGAAGCUCGCUCACGAGAACGAUCUUAAGGAGAAGAUUGCAUCGGCUCUCGGACUCGCGGAGAAAAAGACCGCCGCUCGUCUCAGCAUGUUGGAUACUCGAUUCCGAACGGCAAGUGCCAAGAUUGAUGUCGUAUCGAAGGCUGCAACAGAUACACCUCAAAAGCCUGUUGUUGAGGUCUGGGAAAUAGCCAAGGUUGCUCGCCCUGUGCCUGUUCCGGUACCCGCAGCCAAGCCAGUGGCUCCUGCACCUGCGCCUGCGCCUGCAUCUGCACCCCAAGCCGCACCGACCCCCGCCCCGGUCUCAGCCCAGGCCCCAGUAGCGCAAGUCCCUGCUGCUGCUGCAGCUCCAGCGCCGGCUCCGGCUCCAGCUCCUGUGCCCGAAGUCGCCCCGGUGCCUGUGGCUCAAGCAGCCCCAACCGAAACUGCUGGAUCCACUGUCCCUGCACAAGGAGAGGAGCAGGCCACCGCGCCUCCCAAUCCAUUCGGCCAGUCCCAGCAAACCGACCAAGGCCAAGGCCAACAGGCCUCUACCCUACCUAGCAAGCCACCUGGUGGGAACCCGCCUGGGCUCAUGCGAGCCCUGCAGUCUGGCCUGCCAAUCGCCCGAGGUGGGCGCGGUGGCGGCCGUGGCGGCCAGCAAUUCGGCCACGGCCAUCAAAACGACCAAAACCAGCAGCAAGCCCAGCGCGGCUCUGGUGUUCAACGAGGUCGUGGCGGCCGUGGAGGCCAGGGGCCUCGAGGUGGAAACCAGAACCUGAGCGCCUCAGCUCGUCAGUUCAUUCCACAGGGUAACAAGCGAUCCCGCGAAGAUGGAUCAGACGCAGCAGUUGAAGCUGCAAGCGGAGGGAAAAGACAACGAGGUGGUGGUGGUGGUGCUCAGCAACCUCGUGGAGGUUCUUAG
Messenger RNA from Penicillium soppii, 6021 nucleotides. Its product is annotated as putative filament-forming protein (Tpr/p270). The record is from RefSeq and is a predicted model, not a curated record. Gene Ontology annotation, cellular component: nuclear pore. NCBI's taxonomy places the organism in Eukaryota, Fungi, Ascomycota, Eurotiomycetes, Eurotiales, Aspergillaceae. Gene Ontology annotation, molecular function: structural constituent of nuclear pore. The coding region runs from base 1 to 6021 and encodes 2006 amino acids. The transcript is spliced from 2 exons. Gene Ontology annotation, biological process: mRNA export from nucleus; protein import into nucleus.